UGCUGUUUUUUUAAAAAUGGCGGCUCCCUGCGUAGGCAUGGUUCCCUUGGUUUCCUCUUGGCGGUCCUUGAGAAGAGCAAGGGAGCAGUGACAUUGAUCUUGUUUCGCCAUAACCGUUUCAUAACGCGUUUGACGAGUUGGAGCAUACAGAUAUAUAUAUUUUCGUCUUAGUUAUCAGGCAGUGCACAGAUGGCGUCUGCGGCCUGUCGGACAUGGCUCGCAUCUUCGCGAUGCCUGCGCGGUCGCGGAGUCGUCGUAAAACGGGCGCAUCUCUCCUCUUUUAAAACCCCUGAAGGAGCUGUGAAAUUUUGCUCUACUCACAUCUCCAGAAAAGACGGUGCCACAGCAUCGAAAGAACCACUUGACAGUAUUGGGGGCCCCGAAUACUUCAAGUCACUUUAUUAUUCAUUGCACGAAACAUCGACACACUCAACACCUUCUCAAGUCAAACCUGCUAAAGACGAGGGCCCAGGAGCUGCUGUCCUUCAGAUCCCCAAUAUUGCUGGACUGGACAGUGACGACCUCAGCACACUGCAAAAUGAAAUUGCCCGUGAACCCAAGCUGGAUGCACUGUCAACAAACAUUGAUGCAGAGUUUCUUGAUGAGAUGGGACCUGCUCUUCCAAAGGCUUUUAACCUGGCUGCAUAUGCCAACAAGUCCGCUACAGUGCAGCGGUUUGUGCAACUUGGUGUUGACUUGUCAGUGUUGGAAAAGAAAGGCCUUGGGCAGGAGAUAAUCGAACUUGAUUUUGAAAAGGAUGUGGAGCCAGUGAUCCAGUUCCUCACAUCACAUGGUGUGCCAGCUGAGCGACUUGGUUGGUGGUUCACUAAAAAUCCGUAUCUGUUUAAGCAACCUCUGGAGAACCUUCAGGUGCGAAUCGAUUACCUGCUGUCGAAGCGCUUCUCGCAAGAGGCUGUGACACGCAUUCUGAGCAAUGCACCACGGUUCCUUGCCUACCGUGUGAAGGACAUUGACCAACGCCUGGGCUUCCUGCAACGUGUUCUAUCACUGUCUGGUGCUGAGGUGCGCCAUAUCGUUACACGGUUUCCCAAGCUGCCAACGUGCAAGUUAUUUGGAAUCGAGCGCAACGCCUUUUCAAUAAAGGAGGAGAUGGGAUUCACCAUGGCUGAAAUGAAGCAGAUGAUCAUGGUUUGCCCAAAGCUCCUCAUAAGCAAUCAUGACAAAAUUGUUGGUGCCUUCACCUACCUUCAUAAAGAAGCAGGCCUGAGCCAUGCACAGCUGAUGCAAUUUCCGUCCAUCUUACGUACACGCGAAUGCAUCUACAAGCCUCGUCACCAAUUCCUCGUCAAGCUAGGCCGAGCACAGUUCGACGCAAAGGAGCCCAACUACGUCUCUCUGAAGGCCUUAGUUUCUGGUACUGAUGCUGUGUUCUGUGAAAAUGUUGCCAAAACAUCUGUGGACAAGUACAAUGAGUUUCUAAAGACACUGUGAUGUGUGUGGCUGUGAAAAAUUUAAAGAAGAAAAAUAAAUAGGGACUGGGCAGCUCGCCUAGUCCAGUUAAUGUAAA
This is a messenger RNA of Dermacentor albipictus, 1528 nucleotides long. Its product is annotated as transcription termination factor 3, mitochondrial-like. Gene Ontology annotation, molecular function: double-stranded DNA binding. NCBI's taxonomy places the organism in Eukaryota, Metazoa, Arthropoda, Arachnida, Ixodida, Ixodidae. Gene Ontology annotation, biological process: mitochondrial transcription; regulation of DNA-templated transcription; mitochondrial ribosome assembly. The record is from RefSeq and is a predicted model, not a curated record. Gene Ontology annotation, cellular component: mitochondrion.